ACUUGGCAGUCACUGUCGACCAUUGGUGUCAGCUGGUGGUUUCGUCAGAUGGUAUCGUGAAUCCUAUAAUAUCACAUCGAUCAUUGUUCCGAAGAAAACGAUUCAAGAUGAGCGGAGGAAUGCCAGAAUUGGGCUCGAAAAUCAGUUUAAUAUCGAAGGCAGAUAUUCGUUACGAAGGCCGACUUUUUACUGUGGAUCCUCAAGAAUGCACGAUUGCUUUAGCUAAUGUGCGUUCUUUUGGAACUGAGGAUAGAGAAACGCAACUUCCUGUGGCACCACAAAAUCAAGUCUACGAGUACAUCUUGUUCCGUGGUUCAGAUAUUAAAGAUAUUCGGGUGGUGAAUAAUGUUAGUUCUAUUCCAAACGAUCCAGCCAUUGUGCAGAUGACGGUGCAACCGUCUAUGAACCAGCAGUCAUAUCAACCACAGCCCAGUUAUGCACACCCCAUGAUGGGUCAGAUGGGCCCAAUGGGUGGACAAUAUGGAACACCUUAUGGCAUGACAAUGGGUACCAUGGGACCGGUAAUGGGAAUGCCCACUGCUGCUAGAGAUCCACGUGGACCAAUGAAUAAACAGCCAAGUGAGUUGAGCUUGGGCUCUAGUGAACCCAAUGCCAUCUCUAUCCCAAACUCACUACCAACGGCCAAUGUCGACCCAUUACCAAAAGACCAAUCUCUGGAAGAUGGCGUAUUAGAUCUUAUCAGUGGUGGUUCAAGAUCAACUACUCCAACUUCAUCUUCAUUAACAAGAAAAAGUCCUACCAUCGAUCAGGGUGUUCAGGUAAGUCAUCAGCAGCAGCAGCAACAACAACAAAGUGGUCCUAUUGGCAAGCUUGGCGAUAAGACGAAUAUAAGAACCAUUCAACCCGCUCGACGUGACCAUGAUAGUCAUACCGGUGGUAAGACGGGAGGCACUGUGUCUCAGUAUAACGAUGGAAAAUGUGAUCCUAUGAAGCAAGAUGGUCAAAUGCAAGGGCAAGGUACCCACGUGCAAGGCGGUCGAGGGAAUCGUGGUGGAUGGAUGAAUCGUGGCAACAUACGGGGCAGAGGAAGAGGUCGCGGAGGUUUUAGAACUCAACCUGGUAAUGUUGGUGCCAAACCGAAGAAUAGACUGAAAUUCGAUAACGAUUAUGAUUUCGAGCAAGCUAACACAGAGUUUGAGGAAUUGAGAUCUCAGUUAGCGAAAACAAAAAUCGAUUCUGGUACUGACAAUGAAAAGAAGGACGAUAGCGGCAAUGAAACCGGAGCAGGCGAAGGAGAACCUGAAGAAGAACCAGAGAUUGUUCAUUACGAUAAAUCGAAAUCUUUCUUCGAUAACAUUAGCUGCGAAGCAGUUGAGAGGAGUAAAGGUGGGUUUCAACGUACAGAUUGGAGGACAGAGCGUAAAUUGAAUUCCGAAACGUUCGGUGUGGCGUCGAUGAGGCGCGGUAGUUUCCGUGGACGCGGUUUUUAUAAUCGUGGAAUGGGAGGCAUGUAUCGAGGUGCUGCUGGUACUGGUACUGCCGGUUUCCGUGGUGGUUACAGAGGUUCUAGAGGCGGUGGCAACCGUAAGCCAGCGAACCAACAGCCGAACAACCCUGGUAGUCAAAACCAGCGCACGACCAACGAACAAUCCGCUCCUCAAUCGCAGCAGAACAGUCGCGUUGUAUCAUUUUGAACGAGCAACGCGCCACUAUAUAUGUAUAAGUAUUCACUCUAGAUUAAGAUUUUUACAAUACGUGCUCUGCCCUUACGGACUGAUAUGAAUUCGAGUUUAAAAGAAAAUGAACGGGAGUAACAAUGAAAAAAAAAAACAAAGUUCUUUGA
Nomia melanderi (Alkali bee) is the source of this 1804-nucleotide messenger RNA. It is a transcript of the gene tral, whose product is annotated as LSM14 family protein trailer hitch. Gene Ontology annotation, biological process: cytoplasmic stress granule assembly; P-body assembly. The record is from RefSeq and is a predicted model, not a curated record. Gene Ontology annotation, cellular component: P-body. Gene Ontology annotation, molecular function: mRNA binding. Lineage: Eukaryota; Metazoa; Arthropoda; Insecta; Hymenoptera; Halictidae.